Mytilus trossulus (common blue mussel) is the source of this 3367-nucleotide messenger RNA. RefSeq lists its product as uncharacterized. The transcript has 3 exons. Bases 450 to 2339 code for a protein of 629 amino acids. Gene Ontology annotation, molecular function: zinc ion binding. NCBI's taxonomy places the organism in Eukaryota, Metazoa, Mollusca, Bivalvia, Mytilida, Mytilidae. The record is from RefSeq and is a predicted model, not a curated record.
GUGACCUCACGGUUAUCGCCGCCAUCUUGGAUAGGGGGCAAGUUGCGUAGUAACUGCGAUUGUUUACUUCCGGAAAUUUCGUAGCGGGAAUUUUGACAACAUCAAAUACAUAUCUACAGGAGAAGGAUUUGCCGUUGAUGCAGACACUGGAAAAUCAUAUAUGAGUUGUAAAUGGUAAUAUAUUAUAACUUCUGACCUUAAAUUACAUUUAUUAAUUAAUAAAUCCCUCAAAAAACCUAUGAAAACAAGGGGGCGUGGCACAUACUUGGUUUUCAUAACAGUGUGAAGAAAAAAAACGUUUUAUGAAAAAUCCAUCAUCUUUUUAUGCAUAAAAUUGAGAAAAAAAAGACACCCUUAUGUUCACAAUACAAUCACUUACCUGAGUCCUUUGUGUAAGAGUGUUUUCAUGUUGUUAAAUGCAAUUACUGGAAGAAUUGAGGUAAAAUUAAAUGGAUAAAACAGAUAAUGCCUUUGAGGAAUUUUCUUCGAACACUAUAGGCAAAUUAAAGGAUUUCUUGUCUGCAAGAGGACUUUCCUGUAUGGGAAACAAGCAACAGCUUGUAUCAAGAUGUUUUGUUGCAUGGGAGUCGAACAUUCCAUUAAGGUAUUCAGAACAGGAGCAACAAAGCAAACUAAAGACAGAAUAUGCUAACAGAUUAAAAGAGGCAAAUAUAGAUGACCCCAGGUCUUUGAAAGAUGAGAGCUGGUCUUCAGAUGUGAAGGAGUGGCCCAAAAUAGAUCUUGGCAAGAUAUUUUCUUUUAUUUUAUCUAAGAAAGAACAAGACAUGGAUUUCAUUGGACAUUACAAGACUCAAAAGGCAUACUCAUAUUACCAGUCUGGUUUUGUUGAUACUGUGUUCUGUGCAACAUUAAAUGGAUCUCAAAUAAUAAAGUCCCACGUGACUCCAUCACAAUCCAUCAGAAAUGAGCCGCAUGAUGUUUGGUUGGCUGUAAACAAUGAAAAUGAAAUCCAAGUAUCUUGGUGCAGCUGUAUUGCUGGGCUUGCCCAAACAUGCAACCAUGUCAUUGCUGUGCUUUACAAGAUUGAGUUUGCCACCAACAUGGGUUACAAUGACCCUUCCUGUACAUCUGUUCCUUGUGGGUGGAAUACCUCAACAAAGAAAAAUGUUCAACCAUGUCGUCUAUCUGAUUUGAAUCUACGCCGAGACAACCGUAGUAAAAUAUCAGGAUCUACAAUGGACAAUGCAGAAGUAAACUUACAGUUUAAGCUUAAGUAUGACCCAAGACGAGAAGAUCAUAAGUCAGUGUCAGAUGGUCAAGUUGAGGGGUUAUAUUCAUCACUUCACAGAGUAAGACCAAAAGCAGUACUUUUCACUGGUUUUCCAAAUACACAGGCUGAAACUAAUUGUCCAAAAUCAAUGCUUGACGCAGGAGAAAUUUUUGCCAAAAACAGUACAGAUACAAGCAGUUUCAUAAACAGUUUAACUUUAACUCCUGAUCAGUCUAUCUUAAUUGAAAAAAAAACUCAAGGGCAGAGCAGUAACAAUUUUUGGUUGGAGCAGAGAAAAGGCAGAUUAACAGCAUCAGUCCUUCAUGAAGUCUCAAAAAAAAUGAAUGAGAUUGUUAAAAACAAAAUAACAAAAACCACUCCUUUAGUAGCAAAAGUUUUGGGUAAAACUUCUAACAUUGACCAUGUUCCAGCCAUUAAAUAUGGCCGUUCUCAUGAAAACACAGCAAGGAACUUGUUCCUAGCUCUAGAAUCACCUAAACACCGUAAUUUUAAGGUUGAACACUGUGGAUUAUUUGUAAAAGCAGACCGUCCUUACAUUGCAGCCAGUCCAGAUGGAAUUGUUUCAUGUCUUUGCUGUACAAAACAGGUGCUUGAGAUCAAAUGUCCAUUUUCAUUGGCAAAUAAAUCUGUUGUUGAUGGUUGGAAGAAUUUAGACUACUUGCAAAUGAAUGAGAGCACUAAAAAAUUAGAACUUAACCAGUCUCAUGGUUACUACACCCAAAUGCAAGCUCAAAUGGCAGUGACUGGUUUGAAAAUGGGACAUUUUUUUGUAUGGUCUCCUAAGGGAUCAUUCCAAACCAAAGUACAGUUUGAUCCUAAAUACUGGGUAAAUUUACAGGAACAAAUUACAAUAUUUUUCACAGCUUAUGUCGUUCCAUACUUGUUAUGUAACAAGCAACUUUGUGUAUGUCCAAAGUGUGACAAGGUCUGUUGUGAAAUAGAGGAAAUAUCUAAUCAGUUGGAAAGUAGUGUUUUAUGUGAAUGUUGUGAUUUGUGGUACCACUGGAAGUGUGUUGGCAUUAAGAAUAAUCCAACUACUGAGACAUGGGUUUGUUCCAGCUGUCUUUUGAAUGCCCUUGACUUGUAAAUUUCAUUGUACAUUGUUUCAUAUUCAUACAUUUAGAUUUGUUUUAUAAGCAUGAGGAAGCAUACACUUUGUAAAUAAUUUUACAUUAAUGUUCAAGCUACAUGUACUUAAUAAGUAUUUCUGUUAGUUAUUUCUAAAAUUCUUCCAACUUUAAAUUGGUAUAUGAUGCUUGCAAUAUGUAUAUGAAUACAGAACUUCCACCCAGUAUUAAAGUCUGAUAUUUCAGAAAUUAAGUUUUUUUAAUAUAUUGUGAAUUAAUAACAUUUAUAACAAACCCAUGUCUCACUUGGUAAAAUGUACAAUUAUAUGUAAAAAUAAAGUCUCUGAUUCUUAAAUAUGUAUGAAAACAGUUUUUCAUAGUUCUUUCAUAAAUCAUCCAUAUAGAAAUAGCAAUAAAUUAAAAACCAAUUAUUUCUAAAUAUUACAGUAUUUAACAGAAUUAGUAAGUCUAUUCUAGCACUACAGUAUUAUAUAUAUUAGUAAGUCUAUUCUAGCACUAAAGUAUUAUAUAUAUUAGUAAGUCUAUUCUAGCACUAAAGUAUUAUAUAUAUUAGUAAGUCUAUUCUAGCACUACACUUGCAUGCAUUAAUAUUUAUUCACCAUAAAUGCAUGCACUUUUUAUUAACUUCCUAUAUUAAUAUUUUUGGAUAUUAUCAUUUUAAAAUCAAAUGUUCUGUUAAUAUGGUUGUUUAUCUUAAUUUAAUGAUUUUCAUUUUAAGAUUAAAUAUGAACUACAGAUAUAUCUUUAUAAAGUACUUGUUUUUUAACAUGAUUUUUUUUCUCUGAUCACACUAUUUUCAAUUAAAAAAAGACAGUCCAAAUUAUUUUAUGGAAGUGACAAUAGAUAAGGAUGCAUACAUGGUAUAUUUUUGUUAAAGGUAAGCUGUAUAAUAUAAUCUACCUAUUGGACUAGAUGAACAACAAAAUACUGUAGUCGAGAAUUGGAAGCAAUCUGUUAUAUGUUAAAAAUAAAAUUCAAUUCAUUUGCAUUAUUGGAAACUUGAAAAAAAGAUAAAAGUUAUAACUAC